GUGUUGGAGCAAUUUAUGAGUGAAAUGAAAGGUUUGAGUUUAGACGUGAGAGGAAAAGUUAACCUGCAAUUAUUUCACUGUUAGAACGUUAGUAGCACUAUUGCUACCUUUGCUAUUGCUGAAUUCAGCCUUGAGUGUGUGGCGGUUAUUAGAUAUAAUUUUUGCACAUUGUAUUUAAUUUUUUCAAUUAUGUCUGAGUCUCAAGAAAUUUUAUUACAAAAAAUCAAAGAACAGGGUGAUCUUGUAAGAAAAUUAAAAGCAACUAAGGCAUCAAAUGAUAAGGUUAAGACGAACAAAAAUCCCUAUGGAGAUCUCGAGCAAUUAAAUAAACAUCUGUCUCAAUUUAGUUACGUAUGUGGCUACAUGCCUUGUAAAAUUGACGUAGAAACACAUAGUAGUUUAGAUAGUAAAAUAGAUUUUCAAAAAUACCCUUACAUAAAGAGAUGGUGGUACCAUAUGCGGAGUUUCAAUGACUCUGAGAGAUCUCAACUACCAGAAAGAUAUUCAAAUUGUAUGAUAAGUAAAAUAAAUAAUGAAAAAAGUAUCGAUCUCCAGAUUCAAGAGGAGGUGUCAAAGUUACUGGCUUUAAAAGCUCAGUUAGGCUCCGAAGAUGCAGCACCAUCAAAGUUUGUUCUUAAGACUGCAAAAGGGACAAGGGACUACAAUCCUCAGCAGAUGACAAUUCGUAAUAAUGUGUUGCAAAAAAUUAUCACUGUGUUUAAGAGACAUGGUGCUGAAUGUAUUGAUACUCCAGUUUUUGAAUUGAAGGAUGUCCUAACAGGAAAGUAUGGUGAAGAUUCAAAGCUGAUUUAUGAUUUAAAAGACCAGGGUGGAGAGAUUUUGUCUCUAAGAUAUGACUUAACAGUACCUUUGGCCAGAUACUUGGCCAUGAACAAGAUAAAUACUCUGAAAAGGUACCACAUUGCUAAGGUGUACAGGAGAGAUAAUCCAGCUAUGACAAGGGGGAGGUACAGGGAGUUCUAUCAAUGUGAUUUUGAUAUUGCUGGUCAAUAUGAUUUGAUGGUGCCGGAUUCUGAAUGUCUUAAAGUAGUCACUGAGAUAUUGGACGCCUUAGAUAUUGGAAAGUAUGUCCUCAAGGUUAAUCACAGACGAUUGCUUGAUGGGAUGUUUGACGCUUGUGGUGUACCAGAUGAUAAGUUCCGCUCCACUUGUUCAACUGUUGACAAACUUGAUAAGGCGCCCUGGGAAGAAGUUCGCACAGAAAUGAUCAAUGAAAAAGGUGUUGCACCUGAUGCAGCCGAUCGUAUUGGAGAAUAUGUGCGAUUGAAUGGUGGCAUUGAAUUAGUUGAAAAACUUUUACAAGAUGAAAAAUUAACUAAGUCUAAAGGAGCGGUUGAAGGUCUCGAAGGAAUAAAACUACUUCUGCAUUAUUGUGAACUUCUCGGAAUAAAAGAUAAAAUAUUGUUUGAUUUGAGCCUUGCAAGAGGCUUGGAUUAUUAUACUGGUGUUAUUUAUGAAGCUGUUUUAACACACCCAAUUAAAAUAGGAAAUGAAGAACAAACAAUUGGAUCAAUCGCUGGGGGAGGGAGAUAUGAUAAUCUUGUUGGCAUGUUCGACUCAAAGAAUAAACAGGUGCCCUGUGUGGGGGUUAGUAUCGGUGUGGAGCGUGUUUUCUCUGUUCUGGAGGCGAAGCUAGCUGCCGGAGACAUUAGCGUACGAACCAGCGAUGUUGAUGUCUAUGUGGCGUCCGCGCAGAAAAACUUUCUCGAUGAGAGACUGCGUAUCUGCGCCGAGCUAUGGAACGCCGGAAUCAAGACCGAGCAAUCCUACAAAAAGAAUCCUAAGAUGCUAAAUCAGCUACAACACUGUGAAGAAAAUGGUAUACCAUUAGCAGUAAUCCUCGGCGAGUCGGAACUGAAACGUGGUAUUGUUAAAAUUCGAAACAUUAAAACGAGACAAGAGGAAGAAGUCCCUAGAGACAACUUAGUACAAGAACUUCAGUCAAGAAUUGAAGUAUUAGACAUAAAAGACAUGAACGGACCUCUACCAAAAUAAUAUUUACUUGUAAACAAUUUUUUAUUUUAAUAAAUUAAUAUUUGUACAAAUAUUUUAAAAGUGAGGAUCUUUCAAAAUUAAUUUUUUCAAUCUGUCUCGAAAUUUGUUUAACCUAAAUAUUUGUUCUUGCUUUGUUUUUGUCAGUACUUACUAACUUAUUUAUUUGAUAAUGUCUGGAAUAGUUCGAGCGUGUUUAGGUAUGUUGUAAGUAUUUGUGAAUUGUGUUAUACUUCGUAUAUGAUACAUGGUUGAGUUAAGUAAGUUUAAUUAUUUUCUUGUCUUUAUCAAAUCCUUUUUAACAAUGUUUCGUUCAAACAUUUUGGUCGUAAAUAAUAUGAUAGCAAUACAUGACUAUGUUACAAUUCUAUUUUAUUUAUAUGCGCAUUUAUAAUGAAGCUUUUGUUGAA
Molecule: messenger RNA, 2423 nt
Organism: Melitaea cinxia (Glanville fritillary)
Lineage: Eukaryota; Metazoa; Arthropoda; Insecta; Lepidoptera; Nymphalidae
Gene: HisRS
Product: histidine--tRNA ligase, cytoplasmic
Exons: 9
Coding region: 190-2016 (608 amino acids)
Biological process (GO): histidyl-tRNA aminoacylation; mitochondrial translation
Cellular component (GO): mitochondrion
Molecular function (GO): ATP binding; histidine-tRNA ligase activity
Source: RefSeq, a predicted model, not a curated record